AUGGCGACUCUGUUUAAUGAAACGGCACCGUUUCCGGGAGUGUCAGCGUUUGGACUGACUGCAGGACCAGAAGCGAGUGGGCUGGGUGCGGUUGGAGAGGAUCCUGGAGCUUCUGAGGUUGGUGGAGAUGGUGGUGAAGCGGAGCCGGUGGGAGAUCCGGCAGAUGGAGCAUUUGCUGGUGGAGUUGCGACGGCGGCUGGAGGAGUUGCGACGGCGGCUGGGGGAGUCGCGACGGGGGUUGGUGGGGUUGCGACGGGGGUUGGUGGAGUAGCAACGGGGGUUGGUGGAGUUGCGACGGGAGUUGGUGGAGUAGCGACGGAAGUUGGAGGAGUUGCGACGACGGUUGGUGGUGUUGCGGCUUUAGGAGUGGAUGUUGGAGCAUUGGCUGGUGCACUGGCGGGUGAUUGUGCGACGGCUGAGACGACGAGAAGAGCGAAGAUUGCUGCAAUUAAGGAUUUCGCCAUUGUUGAAUGUGACCCUGAAAGAGGAAAAACCUCAAUCACUACCAUAAACGAAGAACAGGACAAAGUAACUAGGACCCCUUCAGAGGUCUAG
This is a messenger RNA of Amaranthus tricolor (Joseph's coat), 555 nucleotides long. RefSeq lists its product as uncharacterized. Lineage: Eukaryota; Viridiplantae; Streptophyta; Magnoliopsida; Caryophyllales; Amaranthaceae. The transcript is spliced from 2 exons. The coding region runs from base 1 to 555 and encodes 184 amino acids. The record is from RefSeq and is a predicted model, not a curated record.